This is a messenger RNA of Morone saxatilis (striped sea-bass), 2086 nucleotides long. RefSeq names its product forkhead box H1 (gene foxh1). Bases 104 to 1636 code for a protein of 510 amino acids. Lineage: Eukaryota; Metazoa; Chordata; Actinopteri; Moronidae. The record is from RefSeq and is a predicted model, not a curated record. Gene Ontology annotation, biological process: regulation of DNA-templated transcription. The transcript is spliced from 3 exons. Gene Ontology annotation, molecular function: sequence-specific DNA binding; DNA-binding transcription factor activity.
CUGGAGCCAGCAGUCUGCCAGAAGUUAAGGACCGACUCUUUGACCUCCCUCCCCCUCUCCGUGCUCCUGUCCAAACGUGCGGGCCGCCCCCCGGCUGAUCAACAUGACAAAGCACUGGCCUGAGCAGAGUCUCUUGGCAUUACCCUCUCUGUCCCACCUUGGAGAACAUCCCGACCAUCAACUUGACUUCCACAGAAAUGCGCAGCAGAGCUUUCCUCCCCGUGGUAUAGCAGCGCGCAGCACUCCAGCACAACAUUGGCCUCACCACCCGGCUCAGAUGGUUCCCCAGCAGCAGUCGCGCUUGGAGAAGCCCGCAGCGCGCCCCGAACACCUCGCCAGUGCCACGACAUUCAUGGAUAAUCCUCAAGAUGCCCACUUCAAACAGGAAACUAACAGCAAGGACUCGUGGAGCAGUGAACGGGAGAAGAGUAGCACCAGCGGUGGAAAGAAAAAGAACUAUCAGCGGUAUCCAAAACCACCGUACUCGUACCUCGCUAUGAUUGCUAUGGUCAUCCAAAGGUCCCCAGAGAAGAAACUGACGUUAUCUGAGAUCCUGAAGGAGAUCAGUACUCUCUUCCCGUUCUUCAAAGGAAACUACAAGGGCUGGCGAGACUCUGUGCGACACAACCUCUCCUCUUAUGACUGCUUUGUGAAGGUGCUGAAAGACCCAGGCAAGCCUCAGGGCAAAGGCAACUUCUGGGCAGUGGAGCUGAGCCGUGUUCCUCUGGAGCUCCUCAAGAGGCAAAACACGGCUGUGUCGCGCCAGGAUGAGACAAUCUUUGCCCAGGAUCUGGCCCCCUACAUUCUGCAGGGACACAAGCCAGAAUCGGAGCCACCCCCUGCUCCUGUCAACCCCCUCCCUCCUAUGCGCUCCAGAAACCCCUCCCCACCACAGGAAGAUCUGUUCCGACCCAAGCUGGACUCAUCCUUUGCCAUCGACUCUCUGCUGCACAGCCUGCGGCCACCUAGUGCCUCUGGGGAUGUGGACGUGUCUACCAGGGACUGUUGGGGAAAGGUGGAGCGCCCACGGUCUUCACCACCUCCACGCCCUCGCUACGCCUCCUAUGCCCGUAGUGCCUCAGCCAGCUCUGCCAGCCCGGCCUCCACCUCCUCCUCCUCCUCCUCCUCUUCUGAUGAGGAAUGGAAAGGCAUGUCCCUGUCUGGGAAGCGUGUUCCUCUUGAUGGUGAAGCUGGGUCAGAUGGUUAUGAGGACUACAGACCGCCACUGCACAAAUCAGCCAGACGGGAUACUGUUGCACCUCCAUGGGAGCUCCCUACCUCCUACGCCAAAUACGCUCCCCCCAAUGCUGUUGCCCCACCCAGCAUGCGGUUUAACGGGGGUCCUCUAAUGCCACUGCAUGGUGGACUUCCCAUUUACGGCUAUGGCGGUUCUCCUGUGGCACCUGGUCACUUCUUAGGUCAUGCCUAUUGGCCCAUCCUCCCCAGUGGACGAGUUUCUGUCCAAGCACCUCCCCUCAUCAUGGACCUGGACAACAUGUUGCAAUCUGUGCCUCCGAAUAAGAGUGUGUUUGACGCAUUAGUACCAUCCAGUCAGAACUCUCACUCACAUCACCAACCACCCAGUCAGUACAGCCUGCAGAAUGGGCCUCCUUUAAACAGGUACCCUCAGUACUGACUGACUGACCCUGACCUACUGACUCAUACUGAGCCAUACUGUCACUCAAAAAUGCAUCAAUGCUAAACCACUGUGAUGCAUAACAGGAAGUUUAAUCAAGAUACACAAAGGAAAUGCUGCUUUCAUUUCGAGCUGAACUACAAAUAAUGCCAUUGAUAGAUUCAUGUUCUUUUUUUUUUAGGUGAAAAAUACGAAAUAAUUUCAAAUACGAACACCUUGUUUCUUAUAUACAUGUGGAGUAUUGCAUAGUUUCCCAUGGAGAAUGGUACCUCAAACAGCUAUACAAUAAGAAGUAUCUACCUCAGUCUUCCAAUCAAAUGGAGUGUGUAUUACCAGAGGCUCUUUGCACUGCCGAUUAUAUUUGCACUGUUUUUAUUGGCAUGAAUUUGUUUCCUUACACAUGUUGUCUACCUAUUGUGACUGCUGAAUGUAUUGCUGGAUUUAAUAUUG